Molecule: messenger RNA, 726 nt
Organism: Lodderomyces jiufengensis
Lineage: Eukaryota; Fungi; Ascomycota; Pichiomycetes; Serinales; Debaryomycetaceae
Gene: RSR1
Product: Ras family GTPase
Exons: 2
Coding region: 1-726 (241 amino acids)
Biological process (GO): signal transduction
Cellular component (GO): plasma membrane
Molecular function (GO): GTPase activity; GDP binding; GTP binding
Source: RefSeq, a predicted model, not a curated record
AUGAGAGAUUAUAAGGUUGUUGUUCUUGGUGCUGGUGGGGUUGGUAAAUCCUCAAUAACAGUACAAUUUGUUCAAGGUGUUUAUAUUGAAAGUUAUGAUCCAACUAUUGAAGAUUCAUAUAGAAAACAAAUUGAAGUUGAUGGAAGAGCUUGCGAUUUGGAAAUUUUAGAUACUGCUGGUGUUGCUCAAUUUACUGCAAUGAGAGAACUUUAUAUAAAAAGUGGGAAAGGUUUUCUUUUAGUUUAUUCAGUAACUGAUGAAAAUUCAUUAAAAGAACUAUUAGCAUUACGUGAACAAGUGUUAAGGAUUAAAGAUAGUGAGAAUGUACCUAUGGUUUUGGUUGGGAACAAAUGUGAUUUAGAUGAGGAUAGAGUACUUUCUAUUGAAGAUGGUGUUAAAGUUAGUCAAGAUUGGGGUUUGGUGCCAUUUUAUGAAACUAGUGCGAUGUAUAAAACUAACGUUGAUGAAGCGUUUGUCGAUGUUGUAAGACAAAUUAUGAGAAAAGAAGCUGCUAUUAGUGCCGAGAGAAAACAACAAAAGGAAAAACAAAAAUUAGAUCAACCAAAAAAUAGUAUAAUGAUGGAUAAUAAUAAAAAUGGAAUUAAUAAUGUCGAACCUGAAAAGGAACAACAGCAGCAGCAACAACAACAACAACAAAGAGUAAAUCAAUCUACUAAAAAUCAUUCAAAAUUAGGCUCUGGUAGUAAGUGUUGUGUGAUUAUGUAG